Messenger RNA from Rhizophagus irregularis DAOM 181602=DAOM 197198, 837 nucleotides. RefSeq lists its product as uncharacterized. The record is from RefSeq and is a predicted model, not a curated record. NCBI's taxonomy places the organism in Eukaryota, Fungi, Glomeromycota, Glomeromycetes, Glomerales, Glomeraceae.
AUGAGUUAUGCGAAAAAAGGAAGUUUGAGAAAAUGUUUAUCUGAUAUAAUUAAAUUUAAAUGGCAGGAUAAGCUACAAUUAUUGAAAACAAUUAUAUUAGGACUUAAAGUAAUUCAUGAAUCAAAUUUAACUCAUGGUGAUUUUCAUGAUGGUAAUGUUUUAAUAUCAGAUAAUUACAAUGAAUUAUUUAUUAUUGAUUUAGGACUAUGUAAACCUAUAAGUGAUUCUGGUAAUAAGGUUAAUGAAAUUUAUGGAGUUUUACCUUAUAUGGCACCUGAAAUAUUAAGAAAUGAGCCCUAUACUCCAGCAAGUGAUAUUUAUAGUUUUUCAAUGAUGAUGUGGGAAUUUACAUCAGGUAUUCCUCCAUUUAAUAAUGAAGCACAUGAUCUUGAACUUGUCUUGGAUAUUUGUAAUCAAGAAAAACGUCCUGAAAUUAUGAAAAAUACACCAAAAUGUUAUAUAGAUUUAAUGAAAAAAUGUUGGGAUUCAAAUCCCUCCAAUAGACCAACCAUAAAAAUGCUUGAAAAUAUUGUAUCUGAAUGGAUUAGAUGUAUUAAUAAAUAUUAUGAAAUAAACAGGGAUGGAAAUUAUGAAUAUCAAGUGUCUAUUAUUGAUAAUCAAUUAAAAGAUGAUAUGUUUGAAUUUGUAGAAGCAAACAAAACUUUAGAACAAGAACAAGCAAAUACUUCUAUUAUGCAAUCUCAUCCACAAGUAUAUUAUAUAAGUCGCAAAUUGACUAAAUUUACUGAAAUUUUUUCUCAAGAAAAGUCCGAAUUCAUAGUUCAGGAAAUUAUUCAAGAAAAGUCUGAGUGCUUUGAAUGUAUAGUUGAAGAUUAA